Messenger RNA from Dipodomys spectabilis (banner-tailed kangaroo rat), 1281 nucleotides. RefSeq names its product shisa family member 9 (gene Shisa9). The transcript has 5 exons. The record is from RefSeq and is a predicted model, not a curated record. Gene Ontology annotation, biological process: regulation of short-term neuronal synaptic plasticity; regulation of AMPA receptor activity. The coding region runs from base 1 to 1281 and encodes 426 amino acids. Lineage: Eukaryota; Metazoa; Chordata; Mammalia; Rodentia; Heteromyidae. Gene Ontology annotation, cellular component: postsynaptic membrane; postsynaptic density; dendritic spine membrane.
AUGCGCCGCGUCCUCCGGCUGCUCCUCGGCUGCUGCCUCACGGAGCUGUGCGCCCGCGUGUGCCGGGCGCAGGAGCGAGCCGGGCUCGGGCCGCUGGCGCAACUGGGCGGCGUGGUGGUGCUGACGGGAGGCAAUCGCUCCGGGGCGGCCUCCGGAGAGGCCGCCGAGGGCACCGGGGGUUCGGACGCACCCCCGACCCGGGCGCCCACGCCGGACUUCUGUCGGGGUUACUUCGAUGUCAUGGGCCAGUGGGACCCGCCAUUCAACUGCAGCUCGGGCGACUUCAUCUUCUGCUGCGGGACGUGCGGCUUCCGGUUCUGCUGCACCUUCAAGAAGCGGCGCCUGAACCAGAGCACCUGCACCAACUACGACACCCCGCUCUGGCUCAACACCGGCAAGCCCCCCGCGCGCAAGGACGACCCCCUGCACGACCCCACCAAGGACAAGACCAACCUGAUCGUCUACAUCAUCUGCGGGGUGGUGGCCGUCAUGGUGCUCGUGGGCAUCUUCACCAAGCUGGGCUUGGAGAAGGCGCACCGACCCCAGAGGGAGCACAUGUCCAGGGCCCUGGCAGAUGUCAUGAGACCUCAGGAUCACUGCAACACUGACCACAUGGAGAGAGACCUGAACAUCGUAGUCCAUGUCCAGCAUUACGAGAACAUGGAUACGAGAACCCCCAUAAAUAAUCUUCAUACCACCCAGAUGAACAACGCGGUGCCCACUUCGCCUCUUCUCCAACAGAUGGGCCACCCACAUUCGUACCCCAACCUGGGCCACAUCUCCAACCCCUAUGAGCAGCCGCCACCGGGCAAAGAGCUCAACAAGUACGCCUCCUUGAAGGCAGUCGGCAAUUCUGAUGCUGACUGGGCGGUGUCGACACUUACGUUGCCGAAAGCUGACAAGGUCAAUGAUGACUUCUACUCCAAGCGAAGGCACCUGGCUGAGCUGGCUGCCAAGGGGAACCUACCUCUGCACCCUGUAAGAGUGGAGGAUGAACCCCGGGCCUUCAGCCCCGAACACGGGCCCGCCAAGCAGAACGGACAGAAGUCCCGCGGCACCAACAAGAUGGCACCACACCCCCUGGCCUACAACACCACCACCGCCAACUUUAAGACUUGGGACCCCAACGACCAGUCUCUCCGCCGACAGGCAUAUGGUAACAAGGGCAAGCUUGGCAUGGCUGAAUCCGGGUCCAGUGACCCCCUGGGAACUCGCCCCCAGCACUUCCCACCCACACAGCCAUACUUCAUCACCAACAGCAAAACAGAAGUGACUGUCUGA